CCCUUAUGUGUGCGUGCACUUUCAGAGAUAAACAUCGCUAUGCUCUGCGAGGCCAUUUGAAUGCAGAAACUCAUAUUGUCAACACUAUCUGAAAUGCAAAUCAGUAUCUGUGUUUCUAAACUAAAACAUGUUUUGCAUAAGAAAUAAAAGGCAGGAUGUGGAGAUUGUAAUAGUCGUUGCACUUCAACAACAAUAGUCAGCACCACUUGAUGGUCAACUUGAACUUCUUUGUUGCAGAUUUGCUAUGGUAAGUCCAUCACCAAUGGAAAGGUUGAUUCAUUUUCUACUUUUUUCAGGACUUUGUCUGCUCACCCAAGCUAUAUCACGUCAGUACGUUGUGAUCCAGGAGAAGAAGACCUGGCAUGAAGCUCAGGCGUACUGCAGACAGAAUCACAUUGACCUGGCCACUGUUCAGAGCGCUGAAGACUGGACAAAUGUACAAAAAACAGUCGAGUCUGCAUUGACAUCAGUAACCUGGAUUGGAUUAUACAACGACAUCAAUAGCUGGCGAUGGACUUACAAAUAUGAGAAUAUUACAUCCAAGCUAUGGGCAACUGGAGAGCCAAACAAUGGAAAAGAGGAAUGCGGUUUAUUGCAGAGUGGCACAUGGAGGGAUUAUCUGUGCAAUAAUGAAUACCUCUUUGUUUGUUACAACGAAAAUGGAACAAAUAAGUUUAUUUUUAUCUCUCAUUUCUGGACGACGUGGCAUAAGGCUCGGAGCUACUGCAGACAGCAUUACACAGAUCUGGCCAUCAUUCGGAGUCCAUCUGAGAAUGACCAGUUGGCAUCAAUGGCACAAGGUUAUAAUGCAUGGAUUGGUCUAUACAGGGACUCAUGGAUGUGGUCAGACGGGUCAAAGGUCAACACUUCCUCCAUUAGCUGGUUGAUUGGACAACCUGAUGUGACUGGGCUGAGCCAACCUUGCGGCUCUAUACGAGCUGAUGGUCUGAUAGAGGAUCGGCUUUGCUCACAUGUCCUUCCUUUCAUCUGUUUGAGCUAUUCAAGAAAACAGAUUGUGAGAGUCGAGGUGAAAUCUGCAAAGAAACUAAACGACCCUGCAGUAAUGGAGACCAUCUUGCAGUUUAUAAAACAGAAAGCGAGAGAUCGUGGGUUAGAUGAGGAGACAAGACUGACAUGGAAAGUGCAGUCAAAUGGAAAUGUUUUUUCAGCAAAACAUGAUCGAAAAGACGGUGCUCAGAGAAAGGCAUGUGAAUAGAACAUGUGAUUUUAUGAUGCAAGAGAUUGUCACUCUUAUUUUAAAGGACAGAAUGAUAGAUUUUAGGAUCUUUGUUUCUUCAAAGCAACCUGUGUGUGCGUGGAAUUCUGGUUGGAGAGAUACGUUAGUGUUGUAUUUCAUUUCUUAUUAUCCUUAAUAUUAUUCUUGACUAAUUUGACAUAUUUCAUUGAUUAAUUGAGUUAUAAAUGAUGUAUAAAUUUCAUUAUUUUAUUUACUUUUCUUAAAGGAAUACUCAGUCGAAAAAUGAAAAUUCUGCCGUUCUUCAACCCUAGGCCUUCCGUUGAUCUUCAGAACACAAAUGAAGAGUUUUGAAGAGGUCCGGGAGCUUUCUGACGCUUGAAGCGCUUUGCAGUUUGGAUGCGUUGCAGUCUAUGGAAGAGGCAGAAAGCUCCAGGACCUCAACAAAACUAUCUUCAUUUGCGUUCUGAGGGUAAACAGAGGUCCUUUGGUUGAAGAACGACUUGAGGACGAGUAAUUCAUGGAGGAUUUUUCAGCAGAGUAUGCUUUCAAUGUUGUAUAAUCUUAUAUUGACUGCUGUAUUUGUAAAGCGGUAAUUUUCCACUGGCAUUGUUGGUAUAAUAACAGCUUUUGAAUCUGUUUCUAGUCAGAUGAAGAUUAUUCAAUAAACUCUCCUCGUUUUACUCCAUCUUCUCUUCGUCUCCUGCCUGCUGUUCUCCCCCUUCAUCUCUGUAUCUAUGGUUGAUCUGAAGUGGAUAUUCGGAGUACAGACUGACUAGGGUUGCACGUCAGGGGGCGCAGAUGGGAUUUUUUCACUGGGGGGACCAAGCUGUCAGCAAAUGAUUUCAACUCAGUUAGUUACUUUGCGUCAUUUGGGCUAAUGGUUUGCACUAAAAAGCCAUUGGAGGAUUCUUAUUUGAAAUCAUGGAUAAACACCAAUGAACUGAUCAACUGUCAAUCACCCACCAAAACGUCAUGCCUUCUGCUAAAUGUUUAAUUUAAACAUUUGCUUAUCUCAUCAUACAAAUCCUAUCAUUAAGAACAAAAAGCAAAGAACCUAUGUGUAAAAAAUAAAUAAAUAAUAAUUCUACAACAACUUCAACAACAUAUUUACAUAAAUAAAAAUAAGUAUACAGAGUAUUAGAAAUUCCCUCAGUGCAGCCUAACAAAUGUACUCAAUGAAGACCCCCAAACAUCUCUUCUCCAUCCAUUACCUUGAACUGCUGGGGGAUUUCUGGUCUGUCCAGUCUGUCAAGCCUCUCCUGAUGAAUAUGGCACAUCAAUGCCACGGAGUCUGUUUGUGUCACGGUUGAUCGCAACCAUGUUUUCAAUCUGCCUAACCCACUGAUGCACUCAUGCCUCAGCAGAGGAUACACUGGAGAAAAUGAAACUUUGGACCAAUUUAAAAAAUACUGUAAUUUGUUACAGCCAAUUUGAUCACUUUUUUACUUUUGUUCAAACUUUAAAUUUAAAUUUUACAAUAACCAAAAUACAUUUUUUCCUUUUUUUUCAUUUUGGAGCAAACCAAUAUGUAACUUCUAUUUACUAUUACCAGAAAGCAAGCAAGCAUUGAAUUAAUGUUAAAAUUGUCAAUGUUAAUUUCAUUGAGUCAAUAUCAGAUUUGUACCCACAAUUAAUGUUGAAUCUUAUAGAAUGUGUGUUUUGCAGUGUGAGAUGAAAUCAGUGUGAAUGUUGAUGUCUAAGUGUGUCAGUAACACUAUUUUUACAUUUGUAAACCAGAAUAUUCAAAUCAAUCAUGAUUAAUCAGUUUCUUUACUAUACAGUGCAGUUUUACAUAUUUAUUUCAGCUUGACACACAUCACAAAAACUUAACUUUAAAACUUCUCAUUCCUCUUUAUUAAUGCACACGUGCUGUAAUAGAAUUACAAUGCGAUUUUACUGAACCCAAGCCAGGAACCAAGAGCCCAACUAAAGCAAACACAGAUCACAAUAAUGAUGGUUUUUUGAAGUUUCAACAUUUUUUCAACAUUAAAGCGGCCGUUCUUUGGCUGUUAUCGAAGCUUUGAUUAUGGUUUUUAGGGUGUUUUACAAUGAAUGUUUAUGUUUCUGGUUUCAAAAAAAUGCUUUAUAUUUCACAUUUCAAGUCUAUCGUUCACCGCUGUCCCUCUUCUCACAAAACGACUGGAUUUUUCCUGGUUUCUUUAAAGUCUCUAGUUCCGAAACACUCUGGGGUGCGUUUCCCGAACAACGACAUAACUCGCUGGUUAACCACCAUAGUUCGAUGCAUGGUUGGGGAAAUUGACGAUAUAGUUUCCCGAAACCGUAGUAACUCUGUCGGAGAUCAAUCGUUUGAACCAAGUUGGUUCAGCAAUCUAGUUGAUGACGUCAAACAGGUGGUGGAGUAAUGACCUGUACUAAUAAAUACGUUCAGAUCGAAUUAAUGUCAAAUUCUUGCUAUAACUAUACAUUGCAUUUAAGGACUGCUUUUGUUAUCCUAUUUUCGUUAUCUGUUGUUUAAAUUCAUGAUGUUUAAUCCAUUUAUAAGUGUCCACCCCGCCCAGAAAUUCCCUAGGGUCCUAGAGCAAGCAGUUCAUACGCAUGCGCACUUUUUAAAAAACGUGCUUCUAUUUUCUUGACAAACUAAACGAUGUUAAAUUGAAUUUGUAUAUAUUAAGAAUGAUGGAUAUGGAAUGCACUGCAUGUUGCUUGCUUACUUUAAUCACAAUCUUGAUGCAUGUAAGUCUACACGUCAUAAUAAUAAGGAACGGUGGUUCUAACCACUAGACCUGUAGUUCCAACCACGCAACUUUGCGAUGCUGCUUGCGAUUGAUCGUUGGAACGAUGGUUUUGGGAAACACUUAAAUCGUUGAACUCUGCUGGAAUGAUGGAACUUGCGCCCAUAGUUGGCUAACGAUGCUUUUGUGAAACACACCCCUGAUUGGUAAAGCUGACCCAGUCUGUCGUGAUUGGUUCCCCUGCACGUGUACACAGCAAAUUGGCCAGUGUUAAACGAACACUGCUGGGUGUCUAUAUGUGUCCACACUAUAGGGUGUUCGCCCCUUUUUUGGCGUAUUCCUUUAGGCGGAGAUUUUUCAAAAACUCAAAAUAGUAGUGACAUCAUUUACCCGGGAAGUAGAGGUCUGUAGUCCGAUUCCAGCCUUUCUCCGUAGUCCUUGAAAAGCGAAUUCUGUUAAAUACAACGUGUCUCAUUCACUAAUAAUUGCGUAGAUUUUUCGUAUUUAUACGCACACUUGAACCUCUCACUUUCCGCCUAAUUCACAACACGUGUGUACGCACAUGAAUUUGUUCUUAACCUCGUCCUAAUGUUAAUGAAUUUUGGAGUGUUCUUAAUGAGUGUCCGCGAGUUAGUCAUUUACAUUAUACAAACCCUAAGCCCCUCCAUAUAAGGGCUUUUCGCAAAGGAGCACUUGU
This is a messenger RNA of Triplophysa rosa, 4588 nucleotides long. RefSeq names its product macrophage mannose receptor 1-like. NCBI's taxonomy places the organism in Eukaryota, Metazoa, Chordata, Actinopteri, Cypriniformes, Nemacheilidae. The record is from RefSeq and is a predicted model, not a curated record. The transcript has 6 exons. The coding region runs from base 245 to 1216 and encodes 323 amino acids.